This is a messenger RNA of Stylophora pistillata, 1138 nucleotides long. Its product is annotated as trafficking protein particle complex subunit 1-like. NCBI's taxonomy places the organism in Eukaryota, Metazoa, Cnidaria, Anthozoa, Scleractinia, Pocilloporidae. The record is from RefSeq and is a predicted model, not a curated record. Gene Ontology annotation, cellular component: TRAPP complex. Gene Ontology annotation, biological process: endoplasmic reticulum to Golgi vesicle-mediated transport.
GACCGCUGAGAAACUUUCGCGCCUGCAAAUCAUUAUGGUGGAUGGGCCAGUGGAGGGAGGUGUUUAACAUUCAAUUCGUAAUAUAUUGAACCAUUAUUUAUCGUUGAAAAUAAGGAAUUAGACAUGACUAUUUACAAUCUCUACAUAUUUGAUCGAAACGGAACGUGCCUUUAUUACGAAUCCUGGAACAGAAAGAAGGAAAGCAACAUGUCCAAGGAAGAGGAAUUCAAGCUCAUGUAUGGUAUGUUGUACUCUAUCAAGUCAUUUGUGGCACGAAUGUCACCAUCUGAGUCAAAAGAUGGCUUUCUAAAUUACCGGACAAGUAAAUACAAAUUACAUUUCUAAGAAACACCAACAGGCCUUAAGUUCAUCUUGAACACAGACUUAAGUGCAGGUAGCACCAAAGAUGUUCUCUUCAAUAUCUACAGCAAGAUGUAUGUUGAGUAUGUGGUAAAAAAUCCGCUUUGUCAACUUAAUGAACCCAUCCAAAGUGAGUUAUUUGCCUCCAAGUUGGACUCGUAUAUUAGGAGUUUGACCAUCUUUAACUGACAUUAUUGUUAGAAUAUGACACCCAAAAUUGAAAAAAAAAAAAAAAAGAUUAUAAUUCAUUUGUCCUUCCCCUUUCUGAAGAAGAAGUCUUCAGCAUUGGAGACGACAUGGAGAGCUUGCCGGGUAUCGAACUUGAUACCAGAGUGGGCCAAAAUAUUUGUGCUGUUAUUUUGUUCUGACCAAUGACUCCAAAAGGAACAACAAAAGCAAAACUUCAACUGCAGUAAUUUUAUUUUUGUGUUUAGUUUGUCUAUCCCUGGUGUGAUUUACCUUUUUUGAGACAUUAUUCUAGAAAUAUAUCUGGGGCUCACAGUUUUAUGAAUUUUAUUCAAGGUAAUCAAGUAAUAUUAUUUUUCUCAUUAGUUUCUAUUCAUUAGUUUCUGUUCAUUAUUCCUUUUUUAAUCCUGCCAUUAGCAAUUUGUGAUGCCAAUAGUUUGUUUCAGUAAGAAUAUCUGAAACAAGAAAUGAAAAGCUACUGCUUUAAUCACAAGAUAUCUCAGAUGAUGUUGUAUUGUAAAAUAAGGGUAUAGUUGCUUUGCUUUGUAAAACAUAUUGAUAAGUGAGAAAAUAAAUAACAUAAUAAAUAUUA